Ordospora colligata OC4 is the source of this 480-nucleotide messenger RNA. RefSeq lists its product as uncharacterized. The transcript has a single exon. The coding region runs from base 1 to 480 and encodes 159 amino acids. Lineage: Eukaryota; Fungi; Microsporidia; Ordosporidae. The record is from RefSeq and is a predicted model, not a curated record.
AUGAAUAAACAAUUGGAAGAGGUCGAAUCUCUAUGCCUCAAAGGAAUCAAGAAAGGAGACAUAAGAACGGUAGAAAUGUAUUUCGGCCCUUAUCUUUCGUUUGUGCCAGUCACACAGCACAGUGCGUUCAUAAAGGCAUACAUGCUUCUGCAUUACUUCGCAUCAAACCAGAAGGCAUUGUUCUACACAACACUGGAGACUGUAACACCCUCUGAGCUUCAAGACAAAAGCAUAAGGCUUGUCAUGGAGGUGGACACAUGCGUCAGCAUAGGAGCUGUUGAGAAGCUUAAAAAGGCUGUUGCAAGCAACACAAGCAAGGAAUUAAGUACUGUUCUCAAAAGCAUUGUUGACAGUCAAAUGAAAACGAUCGAGCUAUCAGAAUGUUCUGAAGAAGUAGAAGCGAUGGGCCAGGAAGUGAUUGACAGACGAAUCAUCGAGGGUGCAAUGUUUAUUGGAAAGAACUCAUCUGGGAAUUUCUGA